AGAAACAAGAUCAUAUCUGGUCCAGCGUUAUCUUUGGCAUGAGAGAGGGAGAUUAGUAGCCUUUGUUGCAUUUGUGAUGCAUUGAAAAGGGUGCCUUCUUUAUGGACGAUUGAUUGCAAUAUAUAUAUAUAUAUAUGCAAAGUAAGGAAGACAUCACACGUGCGGGAGUUAGUUAGCGAGCUGAUCUUCCCCAGCGGUUGACUGCCCUGCUCUUUCCAUCUCUUCACUCUACUACCCAAGCCCGACUGAAGACCUAAGAGCUCUACUCUGUGCCGAGAGCUCUAAGCCCCGUCACACUACUCAGGUUGGAAGAGCCGUAACCCAGCCAGUGGAGGGGUCAUCAUAAUCACCAUGACUCAGAGUCCCAUCCAUGGCUGCUCUGUCUGUGUGGCCCAGCUGACAGUCUUCCUCACCCUUGCCCUGCUGCUGUGUCCCCUGGGGAGAGCACUCGGCGAAGACCAGGCUUCUCCGGCCCAGGUGCUGCAGGGCCUGUUGGAGCGAUAUGGGGACAAUGCCACCAUCUCUGUUCCCCAGCUUCGCUCUUUGCUGGCACGACUCGGUGCACCCGGCCUGGGGGACAACGGCACCGUAGCCGAGGCCACAGCUCCACCGGCGCCGCCCAGAGUCAACCUGUCCAAAUGCUUACCUGGAGACACCCUGGCAGUUUACAGUAUGAACGAGCAGUCUCGUCUGGAUGGGCGUGGUCUACAGGAGCUCUGCCCCACCAUGCUUCAGCAAUUGGACUCUGGCGCAUGUGGGGUGGAGAAAAAGGAGGAGCUUAUCAUAGACCCGCCUUCCAAACCCACUGCUGCUGAAGUUUGGGGUUAUGGCUUCCUGUGUGUGACCUUCAUUUCUCUGUGUUCGCUGGUUGGGGCCAGUGUGGUCCCCUUCAUGAGGAAAACCUUUUACAAGCGUCUGCUGCUCUACUUCAUAGCCCUGGCCAUUGGCACCCUCUACUCCAACGCCCUGUUUCAGCUCAUCCCAGAGGCAUUUGGUUUUAACCCUAUGGUGGACAACUAUGUGUCUAAGUCCACGGUGGUGUUCGGAGGGUUCUACCUCUUCUUCUUCACUGAGAAGGUCCUCAAGAUGCUGCUCAAACCCAAGGAUAAGGGCCAUGACCACAGCCAUUUCCCAGCCAAUGGAGACAUGGAAGAGGGCGUGACAGAGAAGCUGCAGCAGAGUGGAGAGGCGGGGCUUAACCUGCCCAAAGUGGACGGAGGAGAGGGGGACCGCAUGCUCACCCCUGCACUGACCCCACCGGACUCUCAGAGCCUGGGUGGAGGGAACAGCAGAGGAGGCUGCUAUUGGCUGAAGGGUACAGCAUACUCUGACAUCGGCACUCUGGCCUGGAUGAUCACGUUGAGCGACGGGCUCCAUAACUUCAUCGACGGCCUGGCCAUCGGAGCCUCCUUCACUGCCUCGACCUUCCAGGGCAUCAGCACCUCCGUGGCUAUACUCUGUGAGGAGUUUCCCCAUGAACUGGGAGACUUUGUGAUCUUGUUGAAUGCUGGGAUGAGCAUCCAGCAGGCUCUGUUCUUUAACUUCCUGUCAGCCUGCUGCUGCUACCUGGGCAUGGGUUUUGGCAUCCUGGCAGGAAACAGCUUCUCACCUCAAUGGAUCUUUGCCCUGGCAGGGGGCAUGUUCCUCUACAUCGCCCUGGCAGACAUGUUCCCGGAGAUGAACGAGACUACUGAGAGACCAUUUCGGCUCUACAAAGACUCUUGCUGUUGUCAUGGAGAUCAUUCUGUCGUUGGUUAGUUUGGACAUGCAUGAUGAGCGUCGAGUUGGACAUUUUGAGCAACCAGGGGUGUAUUCAUUACGGAAACCGUUUGAGAACCAAACGGUAGCAAACAGAGCAAAUGGAACGAAAUGUUAAGGAACCUACCAGAAUUUGUCCAAUAGAAACGGUUGUUUGGUUUCUGUUGCAAAACAUUUUUGCAACAGAAUCAGCGUAAUGAUUACACCCCAGGGUCCAGUGACGUGGAAAUAGUGUAUUUAUGUUACCCUUAUGCCUCUGAGUGCCCAUGGGCCAAACUACGGUGGCCUGCGCAGCACAAUCAGGUAAUAGCAGUUGUAUUGUAGACAUCCUUGGACCUUUUUUCAUUGUCAGAGUGCAAACCCUUUUUUCAUUACAUACCAAAAAGAAAGUGUUCCAUAUAUAUAUAUAUAUAUAUGAUGCACAGAUCAACUGGAAAGUUGAGCAAGCCGCCGUGAAAAAGAUCAAAUCCUUUCCCCAACAUAGGACUGAUGUGUCUGUUAUGUUUUACUUCAGGAGGAACCAGACAAAUGCAACACGUGUGAAUUUUAACCACAACAUGUGGACAGACCGUUUAUGAUGGACUCCACUGGGACUUGUUUUUCCUCCAAAGUGUGAAGAACAAGAACCUCCUCUGAUUUGUAGCUUUCUGUCCUGGUUUCCUCGGUUGACAUUGUUCUCUACUAAGAUCUCAGCAAAUAGCUCCCUAUUAUAGUACACUUCCUAAAAUAAGGUUUUCUGUAGGGAAUGGAGUGCCAUUUUGGACAAAGCCUAUGUUUGAUGGAUGGAUGGACUAUGGUGGCACCUGAAGCCACGGUCUAUUUCUCCCAAUCAGUUCCCCCAUCUAGCUAACCGUCUGUGCCCUUCAUAUGUCGUUGACCUGAUUUUUCUAAGACUCUAUUCUCUAUGAAUGCAAUCCUCCAUUCCUUAUCCAUACCGUUGUCAUUUUGAGAUAACGUCUAUUGUUGUAUUAUUUGUAUGUAAUGAAUGAAUGUUUAGAAUCAAAGACCGUACACCCAGAAUCAUAGUCACACUUAAAGGAGGAGUUCACUAUUUUACAAGAUAAUGUUGAGAUGGUUCCUCACCCUGAACAUAGUCAAUGGGCCAGGAGAAACUGUAAUCCAUGGUUCAGUUUUCUUUAAACAGCCACAACAAACUUCAGCUUUUACCCCACCGCUGGCUAGAAAUCGCUGGAAGUGAUGGGCAGCUAUUAAAAAGUCAAAUGUCCAAAUCGCCCAAAAUCAAUUCUAUAUUUUGUUUGCUGUAACUUUAAAGUGAUUUGGCCUUUAAAAAGAAAAAACAUGCUCACAGCUCCAACCACUUCCAUAGAUGUUUAGCUAGCGGUGGCCACAGUUGGUAAUGGCUGUUUAAUGAAAACCAAAUGUUUUAUUUAACUAGGCAAGUCAGUUAAGAACAAAUUAUUGGGCCUCCCGAGUGGCGCAAGACACUGCAUCGCUGUGCCACUAGAGAUUCUGGGUUCAGGCUCUGUCGCAGCCGGCCGCGACAGGGAGACCCAUGGUGCUGUGCACAAUUGCCCCAGCGCUGUUAGGGUGAAGGUUUGGCCGGCAGGGAUGUCCUUGUCCCAUCGCGCACUAGCGACCCCUGUGGCGGGCCGGGCACAGUGCACCCUGACACAUUAAUGCGGCUGGCUUCCUCGUUAAAUGGGCAUUGUGUCAAGAAGCAGUGCAGGUUGUGUUGGGAGAGGCGGUCAAGAGCUGUGCGUUCUCCGAAACACAACCAAGCCGCGCUGCUUCUUGACAACAAUGCCCAUUUAACGAGGAAGCCAGCCGCAUCAAUGUGUCGGAGAAAACACUGUGUCCGGGUGCACUCCUGCACCAUAGACUACUUUUAGGUGAGGAACCAUCUAACAAAAAGUUGUAAAAUACUGAACUACUCCAUUUUUAAGAUGUUUUUGUCCUUAUCCAACACCCUAUAGAAACCAUCUCACUCCUUCAAUGACGUGAGGGUGUCAUUCAUGUAGCAAUGCCCAAACCACAUGGUUGAAUUUGUAAGGCUUGCCAUGUUUUCGCCUGUAAUGAAUAUUCAGCUUCUACAAUGUCAAUGGUUGAUUAGAUCAGUGAGUUAUGAAGUACGUAUUAUAAUAUAAUACGUAUUAUAUUAGUGCUGUGGUCAUGACAGUGCUAUAGGGUUAUAUAACAGUUGCUAGGAAGAGAAGUUAUAAGUUAACAGUUGCUAUAGCUUUGCCACCAGGGACCGGUGGGGUAGUAACAAAAAUGUGAUGUGACAUGAGGUCAACAAAACUGUUAAGACCGUGAUGAUGCAGGACGAGUGGGCUUCCUCAGUCUCGACAGAAUGAAUUGUACCAUUUAGCAGAUGCAAUUGUGUGUAAUAUUAUAAGUGACCCCUAGAGGGAGACACUGCCUCUGAAAUGAAUCAGCAUAAAGCGGUGGAGGAUAUUUCCCCUCCUUCAUUGAAUAUUUGCUCAGAGCUGUACUAUAGUUGCUAUGCAUUGACUUCAAUGUCGGUCUACAAUUUAUCUUGUUUUUAUUGGCAUAGAAUAGAUUAAAAUCCUAAAGAUUAGGUGAGUAAUUGCUCUUUCCCUUUUCUGAGGUAAUCUAUAUGAAAUAAACCAUCUCAUGAAUUGUACAAUGGCAACCAUAAUGUAUUGGAACAUUUUGAAACGGUUAGUUGUAUGGAUAAUCAGCGUUAUUGUUUAAGCCAUAAUGUUUUGAAAUGCAUUUUACAUUUUAAGUUUAUGCACAUUACACACUUCUUUUGUUUUAGAAAUACAAGCCAUGUGAAACUAGACAAUGCUGCACUAUUUUUGUUGUAUUUAUUCAUUUUCUUCUUAGCGAUCAUUUUACAUUUUUUGCACAUGUAAAACAGAUUUGUUAGUCAUAUGGAUACAUCAAUACAACACGUAUGAAAUCAGAGUACAUACACAGUCAAACACACAUUUCCACCUCGACGUCUUCAGUCUCCAUUUCGACAAGUCCUUACCUCCAUGCAGGAUUUUGCUGUCUGAAACACUUAAUUGUGUGUGACUAACCAGGGUUGGUGUCAAUUCAGAACGUAAACCAAAUUCCAAUACCGAAUGUUGUUAAUUGAGAAUUUGAUUUGGAAUUUCGGUUUACUUCCUGAAUUCAAAUGGAAUUGACCCCAACUCCGAUUCAAACUGACUUUAGACUUUUUAAAGAAGUUAUUUAUUGGUGACGUAAAUAUGUCAGACUCCUGAGAAUAGUGGUGUCAAGGAAGUGUUGUACUUUUUGCAGUGUGUUGUGGGAGCAGGGAACAUGUAUUUUUUUUAUAAACAAUUUUCCUAAAUUAA
This is a messenger RNA of Oncorhynchus gorbuscha (pink salmon), 5045 nucleotides long. RefSeq names its product solute carrier family 39 member 14 (gene slc39a14). The transcript is spliced from 11 exons. Gene Ontology annotation, cellular component: membrane. The record is from RefSeq and is a predicted model, not a curated record. Lineage: Eukaryota; Metazoa; Chordata; Actinopteri; Salmoniformes; Salmonidae. The coding region runs from base 352 to 1758 and encodes 468 amino acids. Gene Ontology annotation, biological process: zinc ion import across plasma membrane; intracellular zinc ion homeostasis. Gene Ontology annotation, molecular function: zinc ion transmembrane transporter activity.